UCUACCGCAUCGCAACAACGUCCGCUGUUGCAUCGCAUUCUGCGCCUCUCUCUUAUUUGCCCUUGUCCAUUGGCUCCUCUGUCCCGCUAUUUUCCAUUCGUUGCGUGUGUAUGUUUGUUGCAUUUCGACGUCAUUGUGGCGCUCUCUGCAUGGCCUCCAAAAUUUUGUUGUUCUUUUUACCGGCUUACUCCCGGUGGAUUAUUAUCAAAGCCCGAUUCCUCCCUGCUCAGUCCCAGUUUAAACCACUUUAUUAAGCACGGUCGGCAUGGCACGCGGAUCCCGCGUUCGUCGCGAUAG
This is a messenger RNA of Colletotrichum paranaense, 297 nucleotides long. RefSeq lists its product as uncharacterized. The annotation marks the transcript as partial. The transcript has a single exon. NCBI's taxonomy places the organism in Eukaryota, Fungi, Ascomycota, Sordariomycetes, Glomerellales, Glomerellaceae. The record is from RefSeq and is a predicted model, not a curated record.